Drosophila serrata is the source of this 1120-nucleotide messenger RNA. RefSeq lists its product as uncharacterized. The record is from RefSeq and is a predicted model, not a curated record. Gene Ontology annotation, cellular component: membrane. Lineage: Eukaryota; Metazoa; Arthropoda; Insecta; Diptera; Drosophilidae.
UCUCGUUUCACUUCAAACUAAAUAAAUUGGAACUCAGAUUUUGUAACUAACCCGAAUCACCGGAUUAUCCAUUGGAUCCUUCGAGUGCGAGAUGGCUAGGCGUUGCCACUGGUUUCGGGUGUCGAGUGCCUUCAUGGUGCAGAUCAACGUCUUGCUGAUAGUGGUGGGAGUGCUCUUUAUGCUGGACGUUGUCGGCCACCACUACUUGCGGUCCCAGACUUUUCCCGGCCUCCCACUCUAUCCCGUUGGCCUGCGAGACUGGCUUCUCUGGGUGCGCGCCCUGACGUUGCUGGCAUACAUUCUAAACGCGAUUCUGGGAAUCCGUAUGGCCAAGAACCCGAGCGUCUUGAAGUUUGCCUUGUAUAUGGUGAUUGGAUUGGUGGUCCUGCUUUAUAACCUCACCAUCGCUUCCACACGGUUCAUGUACCGCCAGAAGUUUGAGUACUUUGCAACGCAAGUCACCCUACAGUGCUGGGCCAAGAACAUGAUGGACAAGUUAGAAGUAGAGUUCACCUGCUGCGGUGUGAUUGGCGUGAGCGACUACCAGAUGUCUUCGACCAAUCGCACCUGGUCUAGCGGCUCCUGCUGUGAGAAGCCGGAGUGUCCCGGAUGCAUCUCAAAUAUCAAAAAGUACUUGUGGACUAUCGAGAUGGAAGUGGCAAGGGACAACUAUUUCGUCGCAAUAUUUCUGGCGGCGACCCUGAUACUUAUGAUUCUCUUCUUCAAGGACGUGCAGUUGUAUGACGAUCCAUACGAGGAGGAAUCCGAGGAUGAUUCCGAGUAUGACACCGAGAAUUACAGUGAUGAGAUCCAGGACCAACCCCCCAGGCCUCAGGUGCCUCAAAGAGAUGUCGAAGCAGCCGUCCCUGACGCCGAUUCAGGAGCAAAAAACCAGCCUCGGUCCUCUCUGGUCAAUUGAAUUUUAAUCCAGCUUUCUUGGCGAACGCCUCUGGCAUGUCGUUUUAUCUGGUAGAUUGUUUCGGCUCAUUAACUGCAAAACCAAUUUCCACACAAUUAUUACAUCCAGACAGCUUCCACUAAUAUCGGUACUUAAUUAGCUCUAAAAAAAUGCUAGAAAUAAAGUUUAAUAGCUCCGAUCUGUGCCCGAGAAAAGCAAUAA